UUUGUUUAUAUAAUAGUUGAUGAAAAUUUCUCCGGAGCAUGUUUUAAUCAGUGAAACAUAUAUACUACAGUAUACAUUUUGUGUACGUCUCUGGACAGACUUAGCCUUAGGGCAAGUGCUAAACUGGACCCCUGUUGUGUUCACUUAUCGCUACACUAACAACAGUCAUGCCUGCUGCCUGUGAUAAUACAGUAGAUGAUAUAGAAGAUAUUGUUGCCAAGGGAACAUCAGCUGAUGAUAUAAGACACAACACAGGAUAUAAGCAUGUUGUACCAAGGGCAAAACGUCUCACUAAAAUGGACAGGACAAAAAACUUACAAACAGACAGUUUUAUUCCAGGCACACAAAGGAUAUAUGUAAAAACCUGGGGAUGUUCACAUAAUAAUUCUGACAGUGAAUAUAUGGCAGGACAGUUAGCUGCAUCUGGAUACAAAAUAACAGAUCUUAAAGAAGAUGCAGAUUUAUGGUUGUUAAACAGUUGUACAGUUAAAAACCCAGCAGAAGAUCAUUUCAGAAAUGAGAUAACAAAAGCAAGAGAGCUAUCAAAAUACUUAGUUGUUGCUGGGUGUGUUCCACAAGGGCAACCAAGGUCAGAUUAUUUACAGGGCAUUAGUGUCAUAGGAGUACAACAAAUAGACAGAGUUGUUGAUGUUGUGGAAGAAACUCUUAAAGGACACUCAGUCAGGUUGUUUGGACAAAAGAAAGCAGAAGGAAAGAAGACAGGUGGUGCUUCAUUGAGUUUACCUAAAGUUAGAAAGAAUCCUUUAAUAGAAAUUAUUGCCAUAAACACAGGGUGUUUGAAUCAGUGUACAUAUUGCAAAACUAAGCAUGCAAGAGGAGAGUUAGGCAGUUAUCCUAUAGAGGACAUUGUAGCUAGAGCUAAACAGUCAUUUGAAGAGGGUGUGGUGGAGAUCUGGUUGACAUCAGAAGAUCUUGGAGCAUAUGGUCAUGAUAUCAAUGUAACAUUACCUCAGUUACUAUGGAAACUAGUAGAGGUUAUACCUGAAGGUGCCAGGAUGAGGCUUGGUAUGACAAAUCCUCCUUACAUCUUAGAACACUUAGAGGAAAUGGCAAAGAUUUUAAAUCAUCCUAGAGUUUAUAAAUUUCUUCAUGUUCCUGUCCAGUCUGCGUCUGAUAGUGUUCUGAUGGACAUGAAACGUGAAUACAGCCAAGCUGAUUUUAGACAUGUUGUUGAUUUUCUUAAACAGAGGGUACCUGAUAUUACUAUAGCAACAGAUCUUAUAUGUGGUUUUCCCACAGAAACAGAGAAGGAUUUUGAAGAAACAAUGGAUUUAGUUGAAGAAUACAAAUUUCCAAGUUUAUUUAUUAAUCAGUACUUCCCUAGACCUGGCACCCCUGCAGCUAAAAUGCCUCGUAUUCCUGCACAACAGGUGAAGAAAAGAACUAAAGCUGUUUCUGAAUUAUUUCAGUCUUACACUCCCUAUGACCACAAGCUAGGUGAGAUACAGAAUGUAUUGGUUACAGAAGUAUCCAAGGACAGACAAUACUAUGUUGGUCACAAUGAAUGUUAUGAUCAAGUAUUAGUACCAAAAGAUGAACACUUACUUGGGAAAUUAGUGGAAGUACAAAUUACAGAGACUGGAAAACAUUUUCUGAAAUGUGCUCUAUCAAAAAAUGUUUUCAGACCUGAUGUACCAUUACCCUUGAAACAAGGACAAGUCUCGGGAGUUUCGCAGAUACAGACAUCCAGUAAGACAAACAUUUUGGUGAUUCUUUCGUUUAUUGUGUUAGUAAUAGCUGUCUUAGUCAAAUUACAGACAUUGUUAUUUAGUGGGACACAAGCCUUAGGAGAACUGAAAUAAAGUUUUUUAAACAGGGAUUUAAAACUUUUAUUGUAAUGAAUUGAAGAGAUGUGUCCCCUAGCUGAAUUUUAUCAUAGAAAGUUCUUGUCUAUUUCAUCAUGGUUUUAAGAAUUGCAUUUCCGUGAUAAUGAAUAAACUGAAUUUAAAAGUACAAAGAAUUUAACCAAUGAUUUUAAAAAUUUAAUAUGUUGUCAUUUCUGACAAAAUUGAGGUCAAGUGCAAUAUUGUUGAUUUUCAUUUUGGCCCUUCAGGAGUAAUAGUCCUUGAUUAAUUGGGAAUUAGCACUUUAUGUUGAUUCCAUGCAAUCACUUUCUAGUGUUGGGAAAAGUUCAACAACAUCUCCCCCAAAUUCCAAAUGCAGUUAAAAAAUAAAAUUAAGGUCAAGUACAAUAUUACUGAUUUUUACUUUUGCCCUUCAGGAGUAAUGGUCCUUGUUUGAUUGGGAAAUGGCACUUUAUACUGUUUCUGUGCAAUAUCUUUAAAACUGUUCAACCAAUUCUUCAAAUUUUUUAUGCAGUUAUUAAAAUGACAAAAUGGAGGUAAUUUUAAAUGUUAAUGAUUUUCACUUAUGCCUGAUUGAUUAGGAAAUGUCAUUUCUGUGUAAUAAUAUAUAGAACUGCUUAACCAAUGAUUUGCAAAUUUCAGUUCGUUUUUACUGUUGAUAAAGUGAAGGUCAAGUACAAUAUUGCUGAUUUUCACUUUUGCUCUUCGGGAGUGAUGGUCCUUGAUUGAUUGGGAAAUAGCACUUUAUGUUGAUUCCAUGCAAUCACUUUCUAGUGUUAGGAAAGGUUAAACAACAUCUCCCCUAAAUUUCAAAUGCAGUUAAAAAACAACAAUUGAGACAAAAAAUUCAGUUGCAUUGAAAAGACUAAUGGUAAACAUUUCUUAUGUGAGUUUGGUUAUUUCGUUAAUAUCCCUGUGAUUAGUUUGUGUUAUAACAACAUCAUCUUAGACAAAACAAGUAACAAUGAGAAAUUGAACAUACAUUAUUGUGUUAAAAGAAUCAUAUCCCUUAAAACUGUAUUGACUCCUUAAUAUAAAGUAAAAAUUUUAUAGGUGUGCGGUUUCAUAAAUGGUGCAAUAAAAUUCUUUUUCAGAA
This is a messenger RNA of Mytilus californianus (California mussel), 2922 nucleotides long. Its product is annotated as threonylcarbamoyladenosine tRNA methylthiotransferase-like. The transcript is spliced from 15 exons. Lineage: Eukaryota; Metazoa; Mollusca; Bivalvia; Mytilida; Mytilidae. Gene Ontology annotation, molecular function: 4 iron, 4 sulfur cluster binding; tRNA (N(6)-L-threonylcarbamoyladenosine(37)-C(2))-methylthiotransferase activity. Gene Ontology annotation, biological process: tRNA methylthiolation. The record is from RefSeq and is a predicted model, not a curated record. Gene Ontology annotation, cellular component: endoplasmic reticulum. The coding region runs from base 168 to 1823 and encodes 551 amino acids.